Aspergillus aculeatus ATCC 16872 is the source of this 928-nucleotide messenger RNA. RefSeq names its product DUF4604 domain-containing protein. Bases 199 to 705 code for a protein of 168 amino acids. The record is from RefSeq and is a predicted model, not a curated record. NCBI's taxonomy places the organism in Eukaryota, Fungi, Ascomycota, Eurotiomycetes, Eurotiales, Aspergillaceae. The transcript has 2 exons.
GCGUGGCUUUCUACGUCACAGCAGUGGACGCGACACUAGAACUUAAGAGGUUCCCCACACCCUUGCUGUGAAGCGCUAUUGCGGCCGCGUCUGAGCUGCUAUGAUAACAGCCCCAAAUCUCAUAUUCGUACAUUUGGACAAUAUCACUACAUUCACUCGUGCAUAGCUAACAGACUACAUUUCUGGCUGGUCACAAUCAUGUCCUUCAAGUCAAAAGACCUCGCCUACGAGGCCAAGGAGCCGGCUUUUCUACAGAGACUUAGGAAUCAAUACGGGGACAACUCGGGUCGCCUUGAGAGACCCGUUGCCCGGCCACGGAAGCCGCGCGAGGAACACGACGACGAUGGACCUACCUACGUGGACGAAGAGAGCAACGACAUCAUCUCCAAAGAGGAAUAUGAAGCUCUUGUGCGAGGAGACAAACCCGCCGGGGAUGAUGACCAAUUCGACAAGGUUCAUAAGGACGAAAACAAGUCCGCAGGCCAGCCCGGGGAGGGUAGUAAAUCAGACACUGGGGCUGAGACAUCGACCUCCAAGCAGAACAUGGCCGAAAUUGGCGGGCCACGAAAAAGAAAACAAGCCAAGGUUAUCGGUGAAGAUGCUCCAGCCGCAGAGAGUGAAGACACCAAAAAGAAAGACUCGUCGGGCGUGCGAAAAGCGAAACAGAAGAAGAAGAUCAAGCUUUCGUUUGACGAUGAGUCAUGAUGACAGAUUUUGACUCAUGAACAUAGCCCAACAAAUGAUACCCUAGAUCUCAGACCAAAUGCUCUAUUGCGCUGUAUGAAGAGAAACCAUCUUAGCCAGACCUUGCUGGCAUAGUAGUUGAUAAGUGCAGUGGCGGUCCCGUAGUUUGUAGUGACUGCCAAACCGAAGCAAUUAAUAAUCAGGAAGUGCGUGGAAUCCACCAACUUCCUAUUCAUCCUUCUUU